GGAGCGAACAUAAACGCCGUGAUGAGCGAGUGGCAACUCAAGCUCUGCUAUAAAUCAGCAGCUUGGGAGGAAACAUGACGUGGUGACACAUCUCCGGGACUGACGUCACCGUCCUCGUCUCCAAGCAACCUCUCCAUCCGCACCCGCGUCACCGCGCGCCAAGCCGCACGGUUGCCCAGCAACUUCGGCUUUGCGCUCGCGCCCGGCCUUGCGCCCCACUCGAAGCUCUGACGCGAGUGUGACGUUAUUGAAAUGUUAUCAAUUUGUAAUGGGAGGAGGAGAGGAGGAGUUUCCCCAUGAACACUGUGGAUGUCCGCAUUCCAUAGGAGCGCACAUGCAGACAGAGCAGGACAGUGCAGGAGCCGAUUAUAUGACCGGCCAAGUCACCCUGUAAAUAGUUCUUACUGAAUGACUUGUAGCGACCUGCCUAUGACAACCGAUUGAAAUGAGAGAGGUGUACGGACAUAAAAAACGAUAGCCAACUACACACAAUUUGAAUCCUAUCCUUUGGAAUACAUUGAUCAGUGUGGCAUCAUGGUGAUCGUAACGGAGAGAAGCCCGGGGUCCCAGCCCAACCAGUUUCAUGGAAGGCCUCUACAGGUCGGCUUCUACGAGAUCAUCCGCACGCUGGGGAAAGGAAACUUCGCGGUGGUAAAACUGGCAAGGCACAAAGUCACCAAAACACAGGUGGCCAUAAAGAUCAUUGACAAGACCAGACUGAACCCAUCCAAUCUAGAGAAGAUCUACAGAGAGGUCCAGAUCAUGAAGCUGCUGAACCACCCCCAUAUCAUCAAACUCUACCAGGUUAUGGAGACUAAAGAUAUGCUGUAUAUUGUGACAGAAUACGCCAAAAAUGGAGAGAUGUUCGACUACUUGACCUCAAACGGGCGCAUGAGCGAGGAUGAGGCACGGAAGAAGUUCUGGCAGAUCCUGAUGGCGGUGGACUACUGCCACAGGCACCACAUCGUUCACCGUGACCUCAAGACUGAGAACCUGCUGCUGGACACCAAUAUGAACAUCAAACUGGCCGACUUUGGAUUUGGAAACUUCUACAACUCAGGCGAGCCCCUGUCUACGUGGUGCGGCAGCCCCCCCUAUGCAGCACCCGAGGUGUUUGAGGGGAAGGAGUACGAAGGGCCACAGCUGGAUAUCUGGAGUUUGGGUGUGGUUCUGUACGUUCUCGUGUGUGGAUCCCUUCCGUUCGACGGGCCCAGCCUCCCCGCCCUCAGACAGAGAGUCACAGAGGGGCGCUUCAGAAUCCCCUACUUCAUGUCUCAAGACUGUGAGAACCUGAUCCGUAGGAUGCUGGUGGUGGACCCAACCAAGAGGAUCAGCGUGGCCCAGAUCAAGCAGCACCGCUGGAUGCUGGCUGACCCCACAGCUCCUAACCAGACCCUCAGUAUGUCACUGCCCCUCACAGACUACAACUCCAACCUGGGGGACUACAGCGAGCCCGUCCUGGGCAUCAUGCAAACCCUGGGCAUUGACCGCCAGAAGACCAUCGAGUCUCUGCUGAGCAGCAGCUAUAACCACUUCUCAGCCAUCUACUACCUGUUGUUGGAGAGGGACAGAGAGCACCGGGCCUUGCAGCCCAGUCGCCAGUGUGGACCCUGGACCCAGAAACCCAGGAACACCUCCGACUGCGGUACCCCAGAGGUCAUCAUGGAGGACAGCUUCAGAACUUCAGCCUACCCCAUUCAGUGCAAGACCACCCCCCCCAUGCAACCGGAGAUGGAAUAUGACCAUGGUGCAUUGUUCCAGCGUGUGGCGUUCCCGGUGGAAGCCAGUCUGAACCGACUGCUGUGUAACCGCUCCAUCUCCCCAAACAGCCUGCUGGAGACCAGCAUCAGUGAGGAGGUGUGGCCCCGUGACUUGGAGGAGGUCACACACACCUGCUCACCGCUCGUCCUGCCCACCACCACCUCCCGGCGACACACCCUGGCCGAGGUCUCCCCUCACUUCUACCAAUGCAACCCCCCCUGCAUCGUGGUCAGCCUCUCCGAUGGUGCAUCGUCUGACAGCUGUCUGAAGUCCUUGUCCACCCCCAACCCUGCCCUGCACCCUCCUGUGGGGGGCCUGUCAGCCAUGUCAGCCUCUGGGACUGGCCCCAGGGCGCUGGUCUCUGCUGGUACCCAGCUGUCCCUCUCCUCUCAUCUCCUCCCCCAGGCCCAAGCUUCCAACUUCCAGGAGGGCCGCAGAGCCUCUGACACCUCCCUAACACAAGGUCUGAAAGCCUUCCGCCAACAGCUGAGGAAGAACACGCGCACUAAGGGUCUUCUGGGUCUGAAUAAGAUCAAUGGUCUGGCGAGGCAGGUCUGCACUCUGACCUCCGACCACAGUAGCCGUGGCAGCCGAGGGUCAAUAGGCCCCACCAUCAAUGAGCACCGCAGCAUGCUGGAGGAGGUUCUGCAACAGCAAAGAAUGCUCCAGAUCCAGCACCAGCCCCAGGCCCCUCAGUCAGCAUCUACCCAGAACCCUCUGCUCUUCCUGUCCCAGCAGCAGCCACCCUCCCCCACAUCCGUUCACGCCACCUCAACCCUGUUUGACACCUCUGCCUCCUCCCUCCCCCAGGGGGAACAUCAACACCCCCUUUCCCCACACCAGAGUCUCCUGGCCCUCCAGCACGCCUUCUGGCAGCAGCCUUUGGAGUCAUCUUCCUCCUCCUAUGGCUCCUCUUCCUCCUGCUCCUCAUCAUCAUCCUCCUCUACCUUCCUCUCCCCUGUGGCCUCCGCUGCUUACCUCCUCGAGGCUCGCCUGCACAUCAGCCAGCAACCCAGCCUCCAUCCCCAGACCAACCUACACUACCAACCCCAGGCCCAGAGCCAGGCCUUCACCCAGGGCCCCUUACCCCUCAUGGCCAGGCAGGGGAUGUGGACUCUGGAUUCAGCCUCCGGGAGAGAGUCAGAGAUGCAGGAGCUGAGCCUGGGUGGGCAGCAGAGUAGCUGUGUGAUGGUGAAGUAAUGGAGAGAAAGAAAGGAGAAACAGGAAACAACAAAUUCCUACUAGACCAGAGUACUUGUUCUUUAUGGCAACCAGAGUAAAAUAUGUCAUGGUGAUGUCAUCACUGAUGGACAGGAAUGGUGAGCACUUUUUGACAGUGGGAACAGAACUUUGAGCUAUGGAGUUGCUCACAGAUCAUCAUAUGAUGAGAAGAUGAUAGGACAAUUUGUUUUGUCGUCCUAAGUGUGAAAAGAGAACUAUUGGGGAGAACUCUAUGAAAAACUGAGCAUAGAGUGGACAGAUAAAAAAGAAAUGAUGCAAGUGACAAAUCUAAAUUCUCUUGAACAACAUGCAAACACUCACAUCUAGGUGUGUGUGUAUCUGUGUGUGAUCACAUAAGCUGGCAAUUAAGCAAUAACAAAACUCUGGAGAGGUGACUCUGAGUUCUUGUCGGAUCCCCAGAGAAGCAAUAAAGGUCUGGGACGACCUCAACGCAACAGGGAACCCCUGUACCUGUCCUUUCUCGAUAAUAGGGACCCCAACACACCCAUCUCCUUUUCUGGAGGGAUGUGUGAAGGACUAAUCUUGAAAGGACAAUGAGGAGUGGGAUCAAUGUACCAUCGAGGUAAUGUAAGACCUAUUUCAAAAAACAUUUUCUUCCAUCUUUUUGUUUGUUUGAAACAGGAGGAUCUAGUCUUCCUUUUUAUUACAUUUCAUUGUUUUUUACUUUAUUUUUUAAAACUUUAUUUGCCUUUUGGAGAAUACAUUACUUUGUGGCAAUCCUACAAGCAUGCAGCAUCAGAACAAUUUUAAUCUUCCAAACUUUCUUUGAACACAAUGUUAUAGUGAUUUGACAAACUGUGAUUUGUUUGUGCAAGAUUCUAGCUGAGCUAAUGCUGCUUUUACCUCAGAAGAUAAAAACCUGGUAUAUCUUGAUCAGCCAAAACGGAAUAAAAAAUGUACUUGCUGAGUGUCUAAAGCACAAUAGGUAUUGCUAUUAGCAAGCUGUGUGUGUGUGUGUGUGUGUGUGUGUGUGUGUGUGUGUGUGUGUGUGUGUGUGUGUGUGUGUGUGUGUGUGUGUGUGUGUGUGUGUGUGUGUGUGUGUGUGUGUGUGUGUGUUUGCCUUACAAAAAGGUUGAUUUCAAUUCAUAAUUUAUACCUAUAUAUGGUUCCUUUCUAAUCAUAUUCCCUCUGUUGUUAUGUCCUUUUGGUGAGGAAUCCUCAAUCAUGCUAUCCUGCUGUUUUAUCACUACCUUCUCAGGUAACCGAGUCCCAAAAAUGUGGAAACAUUGUCUAAACUUAAGAUCCUGAAGACCUACAGUAUGAGCAUGAUGUUAUUCCCUAUCAGAGGAAAACAAGACUUUAACCACUUUACUUUUCACUUGAUGUAUAGGCUGUGUGUAGGCUAUAUGCUGUACUGCUUUCACAUAGCCAGAACAAAGACUUUGGGACUAUAGUGCAAUAUUUCACAUUGAAAUGCAGAGGAAAUGAGAAAUGAAGAGCUGACAGGAUCGUACAUUACUUGGCAUUUAUUUGAUUUCUUUGUUUUUAUUAGCACAUUUUUGUAUGAUUGUAAGAGGUUUUAAAACCUUUGGAGGGUGCUAGCUGAGUAGAUCAGGUACCUGAACGCUUCUGUUUUUGUUGAACAUGAACAUAGAUAUGAAUAGAUGUAAAAGAAAGGACCCAAACCAUUUCAUAGUGCUUUUCCUCUUGACAUCACGGUUGCCUCUGCCAUUGUACAAUGGCAGAUCUAGAGAUGAGCCAAAGAGAGAGCAGAGUAAGAGAAAGAAGCACUGCUUACUUUCCAGCAACUCAAAAUGCUAGCUAGCUAGUGCUUUCAUGGCGUACUCUGUGUGGCUCCUGCUAUGAGCAAGCUGCUUCUGCCACAAUAUGCGAAUGUGUUGAAAAUUCCCCUAGCAGUUGGGUUCCAGGACCAUGGCUGUCUUUGUUUUUGUAAUUUCUAAGAAAAUAAAAUGGAAAACAACUUGUAGCACUACAAUCAUUUUUGCUGCAACGUGAGUUUUUUAAUGAAUUGGCCGUAGGUGGUAGAGGUCGCUAGCUAGAGGUUAAUACAACGUACUUGGGUGUAUGUGUUAGGCCUAUUUAUUUUUAGAGAAUGUGUUUGAAACAACACCAUUUACUUCAGCUGUUUACACCAUGACAGCGGUGAACCUUUGUUAUUUUGGUUAGUUUGACCAUAUCUGUGAAGUGGUCUUCUUUUGAACAACAUGUUGAAGAGGAAAAGUGUUGGAAGCCUGAAGCUUAAAAGUUGUUUGAUCGAUUUCUCUCUGAAAUAAGCAGUGUUAAUAUUUCUAAAUGACGUUAUAUUUUGAUUGAUUACACUCAUCAACAGUGUGCCUUCUUCAGAACAAACCCCCUAUGAUCAGAGACACCCUCUUUUGUCCAAUCAGAUUUGCUACUUUUGCUGUAUUGAAGAAAAAAAUAAGCAUUUCACUUUAAAAUGAAUAUAUCUCAUUUCCGAAAUAUGUUUAGUUUCUCCUGUUGGUUCAGAAAACUCUUCACAAACUUAGUUUGACCAAACUAUUGAAAAACAAAAUAGCCUUUUCGACGCAGAUCAGUAAGAUGUCCUUUUGGUAAAAUGUUGGAUAUGAAGAAAUAUGCGUUAUGAUUUUCCUGAUUUUCUACUUGACUGUGUGUGUGUGUUUGUAUGAAUGUUAUAUGAAAAUAAAGAUUGUUUAUUUGUGUGGCUAAUUUAUUUGAAUAAAACAUGAAUAAACAUAUAA
Messenger RNA from Salmo salar (Atlantic salmon), 5684 nucleotides. RefSeq names its product serine/threonine-protein kinase SIK2. The record is from RefSeq and is a predicted model, not a curated record. Gene Ontology annotation, biological process: intracellular signal transduction; protein phosphorylation; microtubule cytoskeleton organization. Gene Ontology annotation, molecular function: tau-protein kinase activity; ATP binding. Gene Ontology annotation, cellular component: cytoplasm. Lineage: Eukaryota; Metazoa; Chordata; Actinopteri; Salmoniformes; Salmonidae.